Molecule: messenger RNA, 1359 nt
Organism: Mesorhabditis belari
Lineage: Eukaryota; Metazoa; Nematoda; Chromadorea; Rhabditida; Rhabditidae
Source: the annotation of a GenBank genome assembly
AUGAAAUCGCUUUCAUCGGGGAAAGCCUUUGUGCGCCAAGUUUGGGAGGAUGAGAAAGAGGUGGAAGAGUACCGUUGGGGUUGUUACCCGGAGUUCGCAGAGAUGAUCGCAGAAAGUGGGAGCUGGAUUAGCAUUAAUCAAAAGCUUCAAAUGUAUUCAGCUCAUAUCGAUCGAAGAGAGAACAGCCUUUUCCCGAGAAAUCAUGCGAUACAAGUAUUGACAAUGUCUGAGGAUUCAAUCGAAAAUCACCUUGAAAUUUACUGUACCAUACACACGGAUCGAGAAAUGGCCGUAGUGAAAGGGUACAUUCGAGAGAUCUGGCAAAGAGCUUGGGAUCCUCGAAGGGGUUUCUGGACACCGAAUCUUAUUACAUGUCCACUCCCAAAUCGAAUACGUGACCAUACUUCGUUUGUCAUCUCGUUAAAUAAACGACCGUGUAUUGGUGGAAAAGAGGGAUUACGAGUGAAUGAAAAACGAACGUUAAAGCCGAAAGGAUCCGAGCGUCGAGUGGCCGUUUGUUUAAAAGGAAUGGAUUUUCAGGAAGAAAUUGGUGAUCGUUUAUUGGAGUGGAUAGAGGCUCAACUUUUACUAGGAGUCGAUCAUAUAACAAUCUACACCUAUAGUGUUUCGACAAAAGCAGAGAAAGUUUUGCGUCAUUUUGUGAAUCAAGGGACUCUCGAUUGGAUCAAAUUAUCUCUACCCAAUGGUUUUCCCAAUGAUCCCAUUGAGCGAAGUGCGUACAUAUGGCGAAAUCGUCAACAAAAACGUCGUCUUGAACUCAUUCCAUACAAUGAUUGCUUUUAUCGUUUCAUUAAUACACACGAUUAUGUACUAAUCAUCGAUUUGGAUGAAGUGAUCAUUCCACAAAAACACGACAACUACAGUAGUUUACUCUAUGACUUUGAAAAAGAGAAAUCAAAAAAAUUAUUGUCAUCAAUCAAUGUUCGAAAUGUGUUCAAAUUCCCGGAAAAGUCGGCUCAAUAUCCGGCUCAAUAUCCAACUCAAUAUCCGGCUCAAUAUCCGACUCAAUAUCCAGAAUAUUUGUACAUGCUGAGAAACAAUAAACGCUCACGAAAAACGAGUAAACUUGGUGAUUAUGGGAAAAGUUUUACCAAUACUAAAAAUGUGGCUACAGUUUUCAACCAUUUCGCUUUACAUAAACAGUUCAAAGAGGUUUCCCCAUCAGUUGGUCUACCAGAAGAAGUGGCUGUGAAAUUACACUAUAAAGAAAAGUGCCCAAUUGAAUCUCGAAAUGAAUGCGAAGAGUUACUGAAUGAUCGAGUGAUUGAUAAAAGUUUUGAUCGAUGGAUGGAACGAUUGAGAGAACGAGUGGAAACGACACGGGGAUUGCUCAAUUUC